Pleuronectes platessa (European plaice) is the source of this 2219-nucleotide messenger RNA. It is a transcript of the gene atg101, whose product is annotated as autophagy related 101. Bases 1039 to 1695 code for a protein of 218 amino acids. The record is from RefSeq and is a predicted model, not a curated record. Gene Ontology annotation, cellular component: phagophore assembly site. Gene Ontology annotation, biological process: autophagosome assembly; autophagy. The transcript has 2 exons. NCBI's taxonomy places the organism in Eukaryota, Metazoa, Chordata, Actinopteri, Pleuronectiformes, Pleuronectidae.
GUCGGACAUUCUUGGCUGGAUGAAAAACGACGAGCUGAGCUUAACACACCUCCUCUGAGAGACAACCUGGAAACCUCAUAGUAUGAACGUGCUCCUGGUCACUGAGGGCAAACUGAGCGCAGCACCGCUCUCAACUCCCUGUACACGCUGUGAUCAUUGUCUCCCAUGUUGCAGAGGUGGAAAGCGGCUACACGGCAAUACACAGCGUCCGCAGGGACCCGGUGCAAAGGUUUCUAAAGGUAAACUCAAAGCCACCCGCAGAGGAACAUCCCGUCCUCCACUCAUUGAAUGUGCUCGUUAGCUUAGGGAGCUAAUCUUCGCCUCACCUCGCUUUAACUAGCUGUUCCUCGUUGGCCGAUAAAGUUUACCCCGCACAAAGAAAACGACUUAUUUCCAAAGUUCAGCGGCUGAGUUCCAGCGGACAGCAUCCAGACAGAGAGAGACGAGCCCCGGGAAAGCAUCCCGGGAGCGGAGAGGGCAGUCGCGGCCGCUGGACUCGGUCUGACUGGACUGAAGUUGCCUAUCGAAACGGAUAUGUGGCACAAACUGUAACUCCCACAAUGCACCUCGAAGGAUGCGAAAGUUUGUUGUUAUUCGGAUAGAAGCGUGAACCGAGACUAACCCAUUGUGAAAUCGGUCCUUCAAUUAACUUGCUUUAAUGUGGAAUAAUAUCUAGUAUUUUAUUUGUUUGAUUAAUUACCGCGUAUAGAAAAACGAUCUAUAACGACUAUUUAGAGCUACGCGGCGUGCCGUAGAUCGGGUGACGUCAUUGUUAGCCCGUCAUGUUUGUAGCAAACAGCUAGCUAGCUGCUGCUGCUAUUUACCUGCUAUAACUGCUCAGAAAUUACAGCUAGAUCGGGUUCCCUUUCAUAUGUUGUAUUUCAUUUAGAGAUAUUCUGUAUUUUAGUCCAUCGUAAUACGUUGUGGAGAGAAGGGGCCGUCCGUCAGGAGAGGUAAACAACUAGCCGAGCUGCGCUCAGUAGCCAUCAUCUCCGUUUCGUUUCGUCGCUUGUAAAUGGAAACAUCUCCUGUUCCGCAAUGAACUGUCGCUCGGAGGUUCUGGAGGUGACAGUGGAGUCGAGGCAGGUGGAGGAAGCCAUGCUGGGUCUGCUGCACACCAUCUUAAUGCACCGCAGCACCGGGAAGUUUCACUACAAGAAGGAGGGCACCUACUCCAUCGGUACAGUGGGCACACUUGACUUCGACUGUGACUUCAUCGACUUCACCUUUGUCCGAGUGUCCUCAGAGGAGCUGGACAGGGUGAUCAGGAAGGCUGUGUCAGAAUUCAAGGAUGCACUGAGCAACUCUGGCAGCGACGGCAUGGGGCAAAUCUCCCUGGAGUUCUACCAGAAGAAGAAAUCUCGCUGGCCAUUUUCUGACGAGUGUAUUCCCUGGGAGGUGUGGAGCAUCAAGGUCAACGUGGUCAACCUCGCCAACGAGCAGGAGAGACAGAUCUGCAGGGAGAAAGUGGGCGAGAAGCUGGGGGAGAAGGUGAUCAACGUGGUUGAGGUCAUAAAUCGCCACGAGUACUUGCCAAAGAUGCCCACCCAGUCAGAAGUGGAUAAUGUUUUUGACACCAGUCUCAAAGAUGUUCAGCCGUACCUUUACAAAAUCACAUUUCAGAUCACUGACACUCUGGGCACCUCCGUAAGCACCACGAUGAGGAGGCUGAUUAAAGACACCCUGGCCCUGUGAGGAUGCUCCCACACAGAGAAGAAAAUGUUAUGGAUGACUUCAAUACUCAAAAAAUAUCUGUACUAGCCUCUGUCAUCUCUUCAUGUAAAACAAAUAAUCAGUUUUUCCAGCUCCACUCCUGCUACAGUGAAAGUGUCAUAACUUUUCAGACUUCUCUACCAUGACUCUGGUAUUGAUUGUACCUCAAAAUUCUUAAUUACACAAUGUCUAUUUAAGGAUAAUUCGUUCUAACAAACUUUGUUUUCCAAUUAUCUUUACUUACCACCAUAUAAAAAAUGCAACCCCAGCACAUUGCUGAAUAACACACUAUAUAUAUAUAACAGGAUAUAAUAUAAAAUCUGUAAAUUAUUGUAAAUUUCUGUAAUAAAUGUUGAUUGUAACGAAAAGGUAUUUACUGUCAAUAGGCAUGUCUCUGUCAAACUUAAGUCUGCCUCUGUAAAUUCCUUCCAAUCCUUUGAGACUAGAGCAACUACUGGUAAAUAUGAAUUCACAAGAUUCAGUCAAUAAUAAAAAAUGUAAUCUGA